Molecule: messenger RNA, 3821 nt
Organism: Oryzias melastigma (Indian medaka)
Lineage: Eukaryota; Metazoa; Chordata; Actinopteri; Beloniformes; Adrianichthyidae
Gene: foxj3
Product: forkhead box J3
Exons: 13
Coding region: 431-2290 (619 amino acids)
Biological process (GO): regulation of transcription by RNA polymerase II
Cellular component (GO): nucleus
Molecular function (GO): DNA-binding transcription factor activity, RNA polymerase II-specific; RNA polymerase II cis-regulatory region sequence-specific DNA binding
Source: RefSeq, a predicted model, not a curated record
CAGGCGUGGUGAAAGACAUGGGUGGGGAGAAGGGGAACCUUCAAAUGUGAAAGUAGUUCCGGGCACUUUACCCAAACUGGGGAGAUUCCCGGAUGUUGGCUCAGCCGCCGAGAGAAAGGCGAACGGGAGAAGGCGGAGUAAAGGCGAGGAGGUACGCCACGGCACCGCAGGCACACCGGCGAAGCUACGGCAAAUCGCUUUGCAUAGGAAAACAACGUCAAGAGAGCAGGACACUCCUUGGAGGACACGCUUUGACAAGAAGAGGAGAGUAAAAGGAGCUGGAGACACUUACUCUGAAACUACAGUGAGGAAUAAAGAGACACACCGUCACUACAGCUUUCAUCCAGAUGUUGUCCAACAGAAGAGGCUGUGCUAAUGUCCUGAGCUGAGGGAGGCCUAUUUCAUCCCACUCAGAUUUCCUGCCGUCACCAUGACGUCGGAGCUGGAGAGCAGCCUGACCUCCAUGGAUUGGCUUCCUCAGCUGACCAUGCAGGCAGCUAUCCGCAAGGCUGAUGCCCAGAACACACAUGGGCCAGGCAUGGGCAAGAAGAGCACCCUGCUGGAUCACAACACCACAUUGGAUCAGGAGGAAGUGCAGCAGCACAAGGACGGCAAACCUCCCUACAGCUACGCCAGCCUUAUCACAUUUGCCAUCAACAGCUCGCCAAAGAAGAAGAUGACAUUGAGUGAGAUUUACCAGUGGAUCUGUGAUAACUUCCCCUACUACAGGGAGGCAGGCAGCGGCUGGAAGAAUUCAAUACGGCACAAUCUGUCAUUGAACAAGUGUUUUCUCAAAGUGGCUCGCUCCAAAGACGACCCUGGAAAGGGGUCUUAUUGGGCUAUUGAUACCAACCCAAAGGAGGACGCCUUGCCCACGCGGCCAAAGAAAAGGCCUCGGUCUGGGGAGCGGGCUUCCACACCAUACAGCCUGGAUUCCGAGUCUUUGGGGAUGGACUGUAUGAUCUCUGGAAGUGCCUCUCCAACGCUGGCAAUCAACACUGUGACUAACAAGGUGGCGUUGUACAACACAGACCAGGAAGGAAGCGAUAGCCCAAGAAGCAGCCUUAACAACAGCCUGUCUGACCAGAGUCUGGCCUCCGUCAAUCUCAACAGUGUGGGCAGCGUUCACAGCUACACACCGGUGACCAGUCACCCAGAGCCCGUGUCCCAGUCUAUGAGCCUGCAGCAGCCCCCCCAGUCCCAGUACAGCAUGCCAGACAGAGACAAACAGCUCCUGUUCUCAGACUUUGAAAAUCUCAGUGCCUCUUUCCGCAGCCUUUACAAGUCUGUUUUCGAGCAGUCGUUCAGCCAUCAAGGUCUGAUGGGGAUGCCGUCGGAUUCCUCUCAGCAGACCCACACCUCCUGCUCCUAUCAGCACUCCCCAAGUGGCACCAUUAGCACUCAGAACAGUCUGUCUAACAAUCAGCCCAACAGCCACCCCAACAACCACUCCACCACCGGCGGCCAAGUGCCGCUGUCACAUCCCGCCCAGGCCCACCCCGGCCACGGCUCGCCCCACGCACAGCACCUCCCCCCGCACGGUGGCCCUCACAACCAACACAGCCAGCACAGCCAGCAUCCACAGCAUGCCGCACACUCCCAGCACGGGCAUCACUCCUCGCAGCACCCGUCCCACGGCCAGCCCCAGCAGCAACACACGCAGCACCCGUCCCAGCACACACAGCACAGCCAGCACCCCUCUCAACACGGACAGCAGCACCAGAGCCUCUCCCACCAGACCCAUCCCACCCAGCAGCAGAUGGCCUGCAACACGGGACUACUGUCCGACUGGUGCCCAAACGUGGAUGCACUGAAGGAGACCUGUCGCAUUGCCAGCAGCUUUAACUGGGCCGAUGUCGACCUUUCACCUUUUCAAGGGUUGAAAGAGAGCAUGAGACAAGCGGAUCUGAACAACUGGUGCCUUGAACCCACCCAGAUCGCAGACCUCUGCUCGUCCAUCAACCAGUUCUUCACCCGAACCGGAGUGAUCCCGCCACAGGGGGCAGUGCAGCCCCUGGUCUGUCAUGGCUCCAUGCACCCCAACAAACCCAGCCAGCACCUCAACACAGGAAAUAUGUACGUGAGCUCAAAACCCAGCAUGCCCAUGACGGGUCCUCCAGGAUAUCCUCACAUGCCCCCCAUGAGCACUGCAGGACCCACCAUGACGGGACACCAUGCACAGAUGAACCAGCAGCACAUGAUGCCUAGCAGAAGCUUCCAGAUGAAUCGCAUGCCACCCGACGACACUUCGGAUGUCGAUGACUUUGACUGGGACUCCAUCGUCUACUAGAACCUCUUGUUUUUCUCAAAGUGAAUGGAGGAGGCGGAAGCCUGAAGAUACGAGGCGGAGCGGGACGGCUGCAGGUGGAGGAAGCCACUGUUUCUUUCAGAAGAAUAUUUGAUACACUUUGGAGAAACUUCAGUCCUGACAAUUUUACAAAAAGCAUAAACCAGACAUUAUCACCUUGAAGACAAUCAUGUUUUAGUUGGACGUGUUCAGAGGCCGCUUCAAACUACAUGCUCCAACGCCCCCCCCCAGCAGUCAUCCCUCCAAAGUCCAGCCCCCCCCCUUGCCCCGUGACCGUUAUGUGGUUUGAGCUCCGUGUUCAGCUUGUACUUUUUUCUCGUGUCAACGUUGGUCUCAGCUGCCUCUUGGAUGAGUUUCUCUUCUUAGUUCUCUUUUUGUUUUAAGGAAACACAAGCAACCUCCAUGAAUUAUCACGAUGAUUUCUCUUUGGGAGAAAGGCGGAUCUAUUAGUUGGUGACACAGUCAAGUUUACAGAAGUGGAGGGUUGGAACAGGGUGAGGUCCUAAACCAGGCUGGAUAUUUCAACAGUCUGUUUGGUUCUCUGCAGUAAAGGGAGGAUUUCCUGUAGCUGCUCGUGUUCUCGCUUUAUCUGCUCUCCGUCCUCGUGGUUCUGUUCCUCCUUCAGUCAUGAGCUCUUGUAACUUUAAGAGCGUUGUUACUUUUUUUUUUACUUAAUAUUGUCUCCCGUUUGAGCUCAUCCAUCAUUAGGCAAACUAUAAUUACUCAAAACGAGCGCUCUAUUCUGUCUAUUAAUCAAUGUUGAAUUGAUCUUUAAUUAGAAAAUAUAUUAGGAAUUCAUAAAUCAUAGUAAAAGCAGCUUCUGAGUUUAAAUUUCAUUAUUUAAUACAAUUGUAUUAAUAAAAGUUUCAGUUUUUUCACUUUAAAGUGAAAAGUUGUUUUUAAAACACAAAAAAAUUGAAUGGAAAUUUGAAAAAAAAAGCGUAAAUGGAUUUUAAAGAAUCGUAUCAAACAGUGAACUCAUGAAUUCAAAUGAUGCUGAGCCCUGCUCUAGAAUGAAACUGUGUUUUUCAUGAUAACGCCUCUUGAUGCAGAUGUACAUCAAUCUAUUUUGGCUCCAAAACUACCUUCAUUUAGCAUCUACUUGAAAUCAAAAGAAACAUUUUAAUCAUAGAAAGUCAGAUUAAUGAAUUUCAGAACAUGAAAAAAGUUCAUCUGAACUUGAAACAACAGAUUUGAUGAGCCUCGUCUUCACUUCCUGUCCACCGUAACGCCGCUUUCCUCAAACCGCCAUGAUGUCCGACACGCCACCUUUCCUGCAUUUCCGUUAGGUAACAGAACUGAAAUGAGUGUGAACAUGUAUGGCAUUUAUUACAACGAUUUCUAUGAGCCGUUUGUUUUGUAGAAUUUCCUCCUCCUGCAGGAAAAGAAAAAAAAAAAACUCCUGGAUUUGGUUCACAACGUUUUUAUGUUCCGAAAUGAGCAGCAGCGCUUUAAUGAGCACACUCUUUUCUCUAUUCAUUAACUCUGCAGGAAAAAAAAAAAACAUCUCAAA